AUGGAUUCUAUCCCUCAAGAUGUUCUCCAAGCUGUUACGGAAUGUAACAACAAAGUCGCAGAAGUACAAAAGGAGACAGAGUCCUCCUGUAACAAGGUACGCAUCGACUAUAGAACAAGGAUUGAAACAUUACUUGAGCAACGACAGGAAGUUCUUGACAAAGUAGAAGGAUUUUGGAGCAGCGUUUUGUCUUCCGCAGAAACUCCAUUAAGGCAGUUCUUUAAUGGUACGAUAGAUCCAAAACUUUUGCGAGCAGUAAGAGGGUUUAAUGUUAAGUCAAGUGUUAAAAAUGACUCCCUUUGUCGAUGUGUCUCGAUCGAUUUGAGGUCAAACAUGUUUGCUGAACAAGGAACGAUUCACCGUGAAAUUGAUGCCGAUCUCAAUACUAUUUCGUUAGAGCCUAUUAAGUGGAAGUCUGGAACAGAAAGGGCAUCUCAAGAUUCUCUUUUUAGGUUUUUUACACCAGAGUGCGAUGAUAAGGAACUUGUUGCUGAUGUCUUGGCUGCAUUUGACAAUCUAUUUCAAGAUCCAUUUUUGGCACUCGAAUCUUCUCAAGAUUAA
Molecule: messenger RNA, 561 nt
Organism: Trypanosoma theileri
Lineage: Eukaryota; Euglenozoa; Kinetoplastea; Trypanosomatida; Trypanosomatidae
Product: template-activating factor I
Exons: 1
Coding region: 1-561 (186 amino acids)
Source: RefSeq, a predicted model, not a curated record